GAAGUGAGAACAUUUUUCCUUGCCCGAUCAUUCAAAAUAUAUGUGGCAGUCAAUGAAUGGCCGUCUUGGGAUAUACCUGCAGUAUAUUAGAACAAUUCCAAGAUGAAGCAGAGUUUUAACCUACUUGUCUUUAUUUGCUUGGCGCUUUUGUCUUCUACAUCAGCACACAGCGCCUACGACAACUGCACCUCUGCCAGCGACUGCCCGGCGACAACUACCUGCCGGUGUAACGGCGACUACGGCUACCAGUGCUUGUGUGACCCGGGUUACGUGGUCUCCAAGUCGGGACAUGAAUGCAUCAUCGCCUCGAGGCUGGGGGAGGCGUGCAACGCCAGCACCAAGUGCGUGAACACCCUCACCUACUGCAACCCAGACACCAACGUCUGUGAGUGUCAGGUGUACCACCGACUCUCAGCCAAUGAGGACGCCUGUGUCUUCCAGGGCACGCUAGCCAAUGGGGAAAAGUGUAACACAAGCGCUGUGUGCUUCGACGUCUUGGGGGUGUGCAACAGCAGCAACCUUUGUGGAUGUCGCCACGGCUUCAGACUCAAGGAUGAGGCCGAGUUUUGGGCUGAGCCUGACAGUAUCGUCGGCUGUACUGUGGAGACGUUUGUGCUCGAAAACCCGACACUUUGCCCGGUAACAACAACUCAGUCCACAACUACAACUUCUACGACACCUGCUACGACCACAAGUACGUCUGACACGACCAGCUCAAGUACGGACACGACUGCAAAUGCAGCUACUACAGCUGCAACUGAAACCACGGAUACUACAGCCACUACGUCUGCUACAGAUACCACUGGAGCAACGGCUACAACCGCUGAGACAGCAACCACAGCAGUGGUCAAGGUGUUCGAUGCAUGUGCCGAGGAUGCUGAUUGUCCCGCCGACUCUUCCUGCAGAGUCAGAGGAUGUGCAGGAUCUGUUUGUAUGUGCAACACGGGCUUCGUGGCGACCAGAGAUAACACAGCUUGCUUUAAAGGCAAGCUCAUCAACAACGCAUGUGCCGACGUGUCCGAGUGCGUCCCCUUUCUGUCAUACUGUGACGGAACCUGUAAAUGUUCAAGCUUCGUCCGAGAAACCAACCGGAACACUUGCGCAAUUAGGGGGUUCUGGGUAAUCGGGGAGCCUUGUGGUGCUACCAGUGACUGCCUCGACACCAACGCCCUCUGCGCGAGGGAUGGGACGUGCCUGUGCAAGAGUGGGUACAGAAACAAGACGGAGGAGGAAUUCUGGGACAACCCGUAUGACAGGACUGAAUGCGUCAAGGGGAACUUCUCACUCACAGAAUGCGUGACAUCUACAACGACACAAACACCAACAACAACGAUAGCAAGGGAUAAAAAGUUAGGUCAGGUCUGCGAGGUGAGUGAGCAGUGUCCCCUCAACUCGGCUUGUCAGAAGGUGGGGUGUGGCCAGCCGGUAUGCAGGUGUCAGAGACUAUUCAGAUCCAGCUCGGACAAGACGGCGUGUGUCGCAGCAUCCAAAAUUGGUGAAGCCUGCACAAAGUCCUCAGAGUGCACUGACCCCAAGUCCUGGUGUGCUGGGGGCGUGUGUACCUGCUUCCCCUGGACCAGCAAGUCCAGUACGGGGUGCGUGUUCUGGUUCCAGAGGGUCGUGGGUCAAUACUGUGGGGUGAAGAACCCCCUGCGCUGACCCCAACGCUGUGUGUAGCCGCUCAGCUGGGUGUGUCUGCCGGACUGGCUACAUCCUGAAGACGGACGUGAAGUUUUGGCUUGACCCCACGGACACCAAUGAAUGUGGCGUUGAUGUGUCAAAAGACUGCCCGACGACGCCAGCUGGGAGCAACGUUGGAGUGGCGGUGGUGGCCAAGCCAAAGUUCAUCCUACCUCAACGCUUUGUGAUGGACCCCUUCAUCUCUGACACGUCGCCAUCAACGUUCCCGUCUGUGACCUUGACCUUCCUCGUAGCCGCCACCCUGCUGACAUGUUUGGGUUAAUUUGUAUUGAAUGAAUAAUGCAAUCAAACAUCCAAUCAAUUGUGAUUCUGUAAAUUGUUAAGCUGCUCUGUAUCACAUGAUAUGCACGCUGUUUUGGCGAGGUAAUAAAUUGCUGAUACUCUCAAAA
This is a messenger RNA of Haliotis rubra (blacklip abalone), 2090 nucleotides long. Its product is annotated as integumentary mucin C.1-like. Bases 103 to 1659 code for a protein of 518 amino acids. NCBI's taxonomy places the organism in Eukaryota, Metazoa, Mollusca, Gastropoda, Lepetellida, Haliotidae. The record is from RefSeq and is a predicted model, not a curated record. The transcript has 11 exons.